Molecule: messenger RNA, 1459 nt
Organism: Gadus chalcogrammus (walleye pollock)
Lineage: Eukaryota; Metazoa; Chordata; Actinopteri; Gadiformes; Gadidae
Gene: mettl18
Product: methyltransferase 18, RPL3 N3-histidine
Exons: 2
Coding region: 88-1155 (355 amino acids)
Biological process (GO): peptidyl-histidine methylation, to form tele-methylhistidine
Molecular function (GO): protein-L-histidine N-tele-methyltransferase activity
Source: RefSeq, a predicted model, not a curated record
GUAUCCCACAUGUGCAUGGCUCCGACCAUACUGUGGUGUCCAUAUAGCUUAUAAAUACGCUUCAUACGUGUUUUUUGUUGGUGUAAAAUGUCUUUUAGUUUUAACUUUGAUGUGCAUGCACAAUCGGUAUCACCAGAAGACGUGGGAGAAAGUAACGUUGAGAAAGACAAAGCUGACAUUGCAGCCAAACAUACAACGGACGAACCAACAGCAGCAGAGAAUAUCAAGGAGGCUGCAGAGCACUGCCCGCCGCCUGACCCUGAAACGCUGCUGGCCGAUGCUGUCACCGAGACCGUCACUGUGGGUACUCUUCCUCCUCUCCUCUUUCUGAACGAGACCGUUUUGGAGAAGACUGCCUCGGAGAGAGAGGAUGAGGAGAAGAUUCUCUCUCGCACCGAAGACCAGAGGUCCGACCUCAUCUCCGGCGUGUACGAGGGUGGUCUGAAGGUGUGGGAGUGCACGUACGACCUCCUGGAGUGGCUGGACAGCGACGGGGAGACGUUUGGCGAAAAGAGAGUUCUGGAUUUGGGCUGUGGGGCUGGACUGCUAGGAAUACUGGCUCUGAAAAGAGGUGCCAGCAAGGUCCACUUUCAGGACUACAACAGCACCGUUAUAAAACAGCUCACUCUGCCGAAUGUACUGCUGAACAGCCAAGAGGACGGGCCUGGAGAGGAAGAGAGUGGUAGUGACAGUGAUGAAGACGGGAAGAGGAAAAACGAUUGUGAAAAGGGGAAAGGUGACGAGGACCUAAAGGACGGUGCUCCACCAGCGAAGAAGAGCCUCACUGAACCACCUCAGCACUCUGCGCUUCUGGCCAGGUGUCGUUUCUACUCCGGUGACUGGACCACCUUCCUUGCUUUGGUUGUAAAGGCUGAGCCGCCGCCAAAGUAUGACAUUAUAUUCACCUCCGAGACCAUCUACAACACGGCGUACUACCCGUCCCUGCACGAGACGCUCCAGACACUGCUUGCCCCAGACGGAGUGGUGUACCUGGCCACCAAAGCCCACUACUUUGGGGUGGGAGGUGGACUGCUUCUGUUUGAGCAGUUUGUGGAGGAACAGGGCAUUUUCUCCCUGCAUCACUUAUGGGAUGUCGAGGAAGGGCUGAAGAGACAUGUGGUCAGCCUGCGUUUCAAAACAGGCGAAAGUACUUGAAUUAGUUUCUGUAUGAUUUUAUACACCCAGUGAGCUUUUGACUUUUUACGCUACUUCCUCAAGUGGAUGACAAUAUGGAGAAGUUUGAGUUGAACUAUUCAGCGGAUUUGUAAGAGAUUACAAAAUAAUGUAAAAGAUUCGGAAAUUGCACGACAGGCCCACUUACAUUACCGGAAAAUAAAUGUAUAAAUAAACAUAAAAUAAAAAAAAUUGCUGGAAUUUAUAUAUAGCCUAUAUAUAUUAUAUCUUAAUAACACAGUUGUCCUAUACUGCCUGAAAUGUUCUAUAAAAUAAAAAUGCGGUU